This is a messenger RNA of Calidris pugnax (ruff), 942 nucleotides long. RefSeq names its product solute carrier family 50 (sugar efflux transporter), member 1 (gene SLC50A1). The coding region runs from base 1 to 558 and encodes 185 amino acids. Gene Ontology annotation, cellular component: membrane. Gene Ontology annotation, molecular function: sugar transmembrane transporter activity. The record is from RefSeq and is a predicted model, not a curated record. NCBI's taxonomy places the organism in Eukaryota, Metazoa, Chordata, Aves, Charadriiformes, Scolopacidae. The transcript is spliced from 5 exons. Gene Ontology annotation, biological process: carbohydrate transport.
AUGGCCCAUAAGCCCCCAGGCCAUGGCAGCAAGAGCCUUUUGCCCUGCAGCAACCUUGCCUGGCUGAGCUACGGCUGCCUGAAGCAGGAUCAGACGCUGAUCGCCGUCAACGCCAUCGGGGCGGCCCUGCAGACUCUCUACAUCCUGGUGUAUCUCUACUACAGCCCCAUGAAGCGCCCCAAGCUGCUGCAGACCCUGCUGCUCCUGGCUGUCCUGGUCACCGGCUACAGCUACUUCACCCUCCUGAUUGCCGAUCAGCAGACACGCCUGGCACAGCUGGGGCUCUUCUGCAGCAUCUUCACCAUCAGCAUGUACCUCUCACCACUGGCUGACCUGGCCAAGAUUGUCCGGAGCAAGUCGACGUGCUGCCUGUCCUUCCCCCUGACUGUCACCACCUUCCUGGCUUCCACCAGCUGGACACUCUACGGCCUGCAGCUCCACGACUCCUACAUCACGGUCCCCAACGUGCCAGGGAUCAUCACCAGCGUCGUGCGGUUCUGGCUCUUCUGGCGGUACCCGCCGGGCCAGGACAAGCCCUACAGACCCCUGCACACCUGAGGGGGGCCCCACUGCCCCCCGAGGAAGAAGCCCAUGUGCUUGUGGAUCGAUGAAGGAUUCCUCCCCCCAAGUCCCUCCUUGGUCCCCCUCGGCCUAUGGCCACCAGCUCCUGGCAGGACCAGGGCCCUAGGAGGGCACCUCCUGCCUCUCCCACCGUGGUUCACUGGGGCCGGGUCCCUCCAGCCCUCGGUGGUGGUUGGGUUGGUCUCUGUGAUGCCUUGGGGUGGUGGGAACCCCCCCACCCCAGUCCCUGGGGACCCUGCCUGUCCCUGGGGAUGGUCUUCCAUGCCCAUGGCUCUGCCCCAGUGCCGGGCUGGGGCUGCCAGGCAGCCCUGCGUCUCUUUUGUACAAAUUUAAGUGCCUUUUAAUAAAUCAGAGACUCUU